AUGAUAUCGAAGAAAAAACUCUUGCUGAUUGUUAAUUUAUUUAUUGUAUGCGUAUAUUUAGAUUCCCAAUCUGUCGAAUCCAAAAUAAACAAAAUAAAUUACAACAAUGACGACCUAUUAAACAAUUUUGUUGAUAUGCCAAUACCCUAUUCAAGUGAUAACGGCAGCAAUGGAAAUGGCAUAGAUAAUACUGCUAAUGGAAAUGGCAUAGAUAAUACUGCUAAUGAAAAUGGCAUAGAUAAUGCUGCUAAUGAAAAUGGCAUAGAUAAUGCUGCUAAUGAAAAUGGCAUAGAUAAUGCUGCUAAUGAAAAUGGCAUAGAAAAUGAUGGCAAUGCUGACAAUGUAGAGAAUGCUAACGAGGAAAGCAAAAUAAAUCAUAUUGACGACCCAUCCAGCAUCGCACACUUAGAUAGUGACAUCAUCUAUAAAACUGAAGAGAACCUUGAAAAUGUAAAUGAAACAAUAGAAACCCAAGAAGAUGCCAUAAAUGAAGCUCAAGAACCCGUUGAAGAAGAUGCUGUAGAAAAUGAAAUCAACAAUAUUGAAGAUGCAUAUCAAAAUGAAAUCAACAAUAUUGAAGAUGCAUAUCAAAAUGAAAUUAACAAUAUUGAAGAUGCAUAUCAAAAUGAAAUUAACAAUAUUGAAGAUGCUGUAGAAAAUGUUGUACAAAAUGAAAUAAGUGAGAUUAACAAUGGUGCAGAAAAUGAAAUAAGUGAUAUCGAAGAUGCUGUACAAAAUGAAAUUGAAAAUGUCGAUCAAAACUAUGAUUUAUUUACUUCAUUUAAAGAACCAUUAGAUUUUAAUAAAGCAUUUAAAAAACAAAUGAGCAUGAGCCGAUGGAAUAAUAUUUUCAACUUCUUCAGAACAAACAAAACACAAGGGAUUAGAGAACCUAGAAAUAAUUUUUUAAAUGAAAUACAAAAUAGUUAUGCAUAUAGAAAUGGUUUAUAUUUUAGUGCCACUAGUGUUGGUGAAUAUAAUAAAGAAGUAGAUCCAAAUCAAUAUGCCACUAUCAAUUUACCUGAUAAUACUAUGGUCUUAGUUGUUACAGGAAAUAAAUUAUUUUUACAAGAUUUAAUAUAUUCUACUAAUAAAGAAAAUGCAAUUAAAACUAAAUUCACCUAUGCUAUGAAUAAAAUUAUUAAAAAUUUGAAAAAAAAAUUAUAUUUCAAAAAUUUUAAAUAUCAAUACUUAUAUAGAAAUGACUCAUUUGCUGAAGAUACAUCAAAUAAAUUACUUGAUAUGAACUUAUUAGGUGAAUUAUCAAACAUAACUCAAACAAUUUAUACAGAUGAUGCUAAAGAAAAUAAAGUAAGUAUGCAUAAAAUAUAUGGUGGCUGGUUCCAUUUCUUAGGAAUAUUUGUAGUAAAUGGAUAUGACUAUCAAGUUGUAAAUACUUCACAAAAUAAAGAUACCCUUGGUGAACAAUCUAAUGAUGCUGUACCACAUAAUUUAUUACCUGAAUUUAAAAAUUUACUUGCUAAAAAAAAUCCAGGAGAAUAUCAAAAUGGAUAUGUAUUAGGUUUAUGGAGAGACUUCCCAAACAAUAAAUUCAUAAAUUGGAGAUACUCCCUCGAAUUAUUUUUAUGGGAUUUAUUAGGGGUCUUACCUCAUGAAUUACCACAUCCAUCUGAUUUAAUCGUUGGAUAUAAUAAAUAUGAGGAAUACAAAGAAUUAGAAUUAGCACAAAAAGAAACAGAAGAAGGUAACUCUGAUGAAUCUACAAAUUUAAAUAAUGAACAUACAGCUGGUAUAUAUCAUUUUGAUAUUGAAAAUACAUGGCAUAAAAUUAUUAUGAAGAAAAUAUUAUCUUAUAGAGGAUUUGAUGUUACUAUUGUUUCUGCACAAGAUUACAUGAAUGCUAGUGGAUAUGAUAACGAAAUUGUAUCUAAAUAUUAUAAUUUAAAAAAUGAAAAAGAAUAUAUUUUCCUUAUCCUAUUAAAUAAAGAUUUCUUUGUCGAUGAAUUUGUUAAAAGUCAAAAUUAUAGCACAAGUAAACAAAACUACUUUGAUAAUAUAUUAAAAGAAAUUGUAGAUGAUGUAAUUAAAAUAUUAGAAGAAGUUAAAACCAAAUUAUUCCCAGACAAUGAUGAUAUAAAACCAAUUGUAUCUGUAUAUAAUUAUAUAGAAGAAUUUGAAAGUAAUGCUGCAAAAAUUAAUCCACAUAUUUUAGGUGAAAUUGCAGGAAUAACAAAACAUUUAAAAUGUGAAAACUUAUUAAAAUCAUCUAGCAAAUGUACUAAAGAUAUAUCUAUCCAUCAUAAAUAUGGUGGCUGGUUUGAAUUUGGAGGUGCUAUUUAUGUUAAAAAUGUAAAUCAUGUUGAUAUUUCUUAUGAGCAUAGAAGUGAUAAAGAACCUAUAAUCAAAAAAGAAUAUGAGCAAGCAAUAUUAGCACAAGCUAAUUCAAAUUACUCAAGUGCUGGUUUAUGGAGAGAUAUACCUGAAAAAUACAUGGCUCCAUAUAGAUACCCAUUAGAAGUUUUUGCUUUAGAAAAUCCAGAAUUAAAUAUAUUAAAUUUAAGAGAUAUACAUCCAUUUGUUGCUAUGGAAAUUUUAAAUAAAGGAUUAAACUCAAUGCAAUCACAUGAACAUGUAGCAUUACAUGAUAGCAAUCAAAUUAUGAUCACUUCAUUUGCUCCUGAAAAUACAAACCCAAUUACCGCCCCUGUUACACCAGCAGCACCUACCGUACCUGUAGCACAUACUGUGCCUAUAACACACACUGUACCUGCAACACCUCUUGGAGUAACAUCAAACCCCGAACCUCAACAUGAUGGGUUUGCUAUCAAUGAAAACAUUAACAUUCAAGAUAACCUAGAUGAAGAUAACGAAUAUGCAGAUCCAUCUAGUGAACAUGAAGAUCCAAUUUACAUCAAAAUUGAUCAUGGAGUUCAAGCAGCAGCAAAACCAGAAAAAGUAGCAAAAUCAAAAACCGAAAAUUUAAAAAAUAUAGACUUAGUAACAAACAAAAACUUAUUUAAUGCAGAUCCAAACGACAUAUUUACAGGAAAUCCAUUUUUUUCUAAUAAUAAACAUCAAAGCUUUAUUGAUAAUUUUAAUUAUAUUACAAAAUCAGUAAGUGACAACAAACCUUUCCCCGAUGAUGACGACGAUGAUGAUGAUGAUGAUGAUGAAUAUGAUGAAGAAGAAAAUGAUCCAAGACUUAUUACAAAUAACAACAAUAAUAAUAAAUACUUUAAAAAUAUAAGAAAUUCCGAUAAAAUAAACGCCACAUUGAAUAAUGUUGCUAGUUACAUAAAUAAAUAUACAAAUAGUGAAAAUCUAAGAGCAUCUCUAAUUAAUGAUCAAGUCUAUAUUAUUAUAACUUUUUGUAUUGUAUUCUUAUUUGUAUUUCUUUUUGUUUUAAUAAUAGUUAGAUUACUUAGCUUGAUAACAAAAAGAAAAACAGCCAAUGGAAAUCGAGGUAUUUCUUUAUCUAUAAGAGAAAAAACAAGCAUACCCAUCGCACAAGGACUUCCAGCACCUUGGCUAAAUGCUUAA
Molecule: messenger RNA, 3501 nt
Organism: Plasmodium vinckei vinckei
Lineage: Eukaryota; Apicomplexa; Aconoidasida; Haemosporida; Plasmodiidae
Product: conserved Plasmodium protein, unknown function
Exons: 1
Coding region: 1-3501 (1166 amino acids)
Biological process (GO): cobalamin metabolic process
Cellular component (GO): cytoplasm
Molecular function (GO): demethylase activity; FAD binding; cyanocobalamin reductase (cyanide-eliminating) (NADP+) activity
Source: RefSeq, a predicted model, not a curated record